This is a messenger RNA of Macadamia integrifolia, 1021 nucleotides long. Its product is annotated as small heat shock protein, chloroplastic-like. Lineage: Eukaryota; Viridiplantae; Streptophyta; Magnoliopsida; Proteales; Proteaceae. The transcript is spliced from 2 exons. The coding region runs from base 180 to 830 and encodes 216 amino acids. The record is from RefSeq and is a predicted model, not a curated record.
UGCUCUGGAAACUUCUAGGUCCCUCCCUUCUUUUUUCUAUCCUCUCCAUUUCUAGUGGCUCCUCGUUCCUUCCUCCAGUCCUCUAUAUAAACUACCUUCGUCCGGCUUUUACGACAGUACAAGGAGAUAUCAAUUGAUCGACGUUUUCUGUAGCUCAGCGAAGCUUGAAUUGGUCUGUAAUGGCUUCCUCGAUCGUAUUAAGGCAAUCGUCUACUUCGGGCCUUCUCAACAAGUUGUUCAAUCCAAUCCGCUCUGUUGCAGUAGCACCUUCUGCUACUCGAUCCUUCAACACCAAUGCUCAGAUGCGUGACUAUGAUGAUAAUGAGAGUGGCGGAAUUCAACUGGAGCGCCGCCCUGAUAGCUCAGUCUCCCAUCGCCGUGAAUCAUCUCCCAGCAUCUUCACAGGUACAGAUGUGUUCGAUCCGUUCUCACCUACUAGGAGUUUGAGUCAAGUGUUGAAUCUGAUGGAUCAGUUCGUGGAUAAUCCUUACCUGGCUGCUUCCCGAGGGAUGGGGUCUGGAACAAGGGCUGGAUGGAAUGCAAAAGAGGACGAGAAUGGGUUGUAUGUGAGGAUCGACAUGCCUGGCUUGGGGAAGGAAGACGUUAAGGUGUCUGUGGAACAGAACACUCUGAUAAUCAAAGGAGAAGGCGAUAAGGAAGAUGGUGAUGAAGAAGGUGGAAGAAGGUACAGCAGCAGAAUUGAUCUUCCUGAGAAGCUUUACAAGAUCGAUCAGAUCAAGGCAGAGAUGAAAAAUGGAGUGCUCAGGGUGAAUAUUCCUAAAGUGAAGGAGGAGGAGAGGAGGGACGUCCACCAGGUUCAGAUUGAGUAAUCUGAUGAUCUUCAGCGUCUUAGUUCAUCUGCGUAAGGAGUUUCUCUGCUUUCUUCUUAACUGGUCUUUGUAAUUGUUGCUUAGUCUCUUAUUGUGGCUAUGAAUGAAUGUCAAAUCCAAUGUAAAAAGGUUUAUCUGAGGUUUUACUGACAGAAAUAAAAUAAAAUAGGGUUUCUUCUGUUUGUUUUGAA